This is a messenger RNA of Moneuplotes crassus, 794 nucleotides long. The record is from the annotation of a GenBank genome assembly. NCBI's taxonomy places the organism in Eukaryota, Ciliophora, Spirotrichea, Euplotida, Euplotidae.
AUUUCCUAAAUUGCAAUGAACAAGUCUAAAAGCAAAAGUCUUGCUAAAAAGAUUCUCAAGUCAAUGGCCACUCAGGAGUCUAAACUUAAGAAAAAUUUCUUCACGCAGAAGCUCAAGCAGAACAUCGUUCGCAAGAAAGAUCUGAAGCGGGAAUGGACUCUUGUAGAUAUUACUGAUUAUUUGAAUUCGAUUUCUCCAGGACAGCCUAAACUUACAGUUGAGCAGGUCACAGCCCAGUACGAAGAUCUAUGCACAGAGGACUACCAGCGAAAGAAAGUCUGUAACUGAAUAGUCGACCUCAUGUUUCAGAAAGGUAUUACAAGAAUUAAUGAGUGUCUUCAGAAAGGAAAAGCUCAACCAGGAAAGAAAACUUCGUUUGAUAAUGCGAAGUUUGAUAAGAUUAUUACCAUUCCUCUGAAUGAGCCUGAUGACUGAGAUGAUGUAAUUAACUUUAGGAAGUCCCGUAGCCAGAUACAUGGAGGAAGAGAGAGCAAUUGCUCUGUUACUCCUAAGCUUGAGCUCAAUGCUGCAAACACAAUAGAAAGUAAGGGUAAAAGUGAGAAGAAAGAAAGCACACCCGCUAGCAAAGUAUGCCACCCUGAAAUCAAUCGAGCAACUCUUGAGGAGAAAAUGAUUGCUACAGACUCAAGCUUAAAGCGUGCUGACUUGGAGACAGAAGAAGACCUGAUAGAUACUUAUGUUUCAAAGGAGCCCCAGGAAGAAGAAUUCUUUGUUAAUGAUAUGGUCGCAUAAUCGAAUAUAAUAAUCUUAUGAUUGCAAUAAAAUUAACUUAA